GCGAGUGCAUCGACAUAACAAACAGAAUAACAAAUACAAAAUAACAAAUUCAAAAUAACGUGCAGUGUUGUGUUAGUGACAAAAAGUGACAUGUUCGUGUGAAUUUUAAAAUGGCUUUAAAAAAGGAUUUUGAGUUGCCUAUUAACAUUAAUAGUAUCAAAAACGUUAAGUUCCCCAAAUCUUCGAAACUGCAGCAGGCUUUAGAAAAGUUGUUCAAAAAGAAUAACUAUACUAAAAUCCAGAGUUAGACAAUCUAGAUGGCUGGUGAAGUUACAGAUAUUAGUAGAAGUAGCAACAGUUUUAGUAAAGACCAACCUGAGCCUAAACCACCAGAAUUUUUGUCCAACGAAGCGGAAUUCAUUGGUAAAGGAGACAUUAGGACAUCUACACCGAAAAAACACAGACGCAGUCGUUCUAGAAGUGGUACAAGAAUCGCGCCAACAGUGUUGAGUUUGUCUGAUGAACAUUUUUAUGAGGAUUUAGAGGAUUACGUGAAGAUGUCGACGACCACAUCAGCCAUGCAAGGAGACGAUGUGUGGACCCAGCUGCAACAGAAGGAGUCCGACCUCCUUCUAGCGGCAGAACUGGGGAAAGCACUGCUCGAGAAGAAUGAGGAACUGAAGAAGGAACAGGAACGUGUCACCGAAGAGUUCUCCAAGAAAGUUGAGGAAUUGGAGCAAGAGAAGCAUCUGUUGCGGCGACGGCUGGACACAACCCAGGGAGAGUAUGAAGCCCGGAUCAUCGAGUUGCAGAAUGACAUCAAGGAGCUCACUACCAAAAUCGGAUCCAGGGAUACCUCUGUUAAACAGCGAGAAGAGGAGAAAGCCAGCCUGAUAGCAGAACUGACUGCACAGAACUCGCGACUGACGGCGCAGUUGAAGGAGUCGUCAGCUGUGGAGGCGCAGCUGAUGGCACAGCUCGAGGGGCUGAAGGACCAGUGCUCCAUGAGGAAGACUAGUCUUCAGGAUCACGUGCACAGCCUAGAGUCACUCAAGGCAGAACUAGCGAUGGUGACAGACAAGAAGGUGGACCUGGAGCGGCGGCUGACCUCCAGCCUGCACGACAAGGACAACCUGAUGCAGCAGCUCGAUGAAGCCAACGACAGGAUCGUCGCGCUCGAGAGGCAGCUCAAAGAACAGGAGCACCUCUACCACAACACCCUGAAAGAGCUGGAGCGUCUCCAGCGCUCGCACGACACCCUGGCCGAGAGGAUCGGCGCUCCAGAACCGACUGAGACCGCGGACCCGGGCAGGUCCCUGCACGCGGAGAUGGAGGCUGAGCCAGAAGACCAGGAUGACGGAUGGCUUCGGAGCGAAGCUGUACAAGUUUACAAGCAGCUGCGAUCAUUGGCACUGCAGCUAAAUACUGGCCACGAUGAUGACUCGGGGCUCCACUCAGACCUGUCGCUGACAUCUCUGGACGGUGAAGAAGGCGAGACGCUGCGUCGCGGGGCACUCGCCGCCGCAUGCGCGGACGCCGUCGCCGCAUACGCCACGCUAGAAGGAUCUAGAGUGAGAGACUCGAUCGCGGCGCACGCGCGUCGAGCGUUGGAGCGAGAGAGGCAGAUCGAUGAGAAGAAUGAACUUAUAGCUGACUUGUCUUCUAAGCUGUCAGUGGCUGAGGUGGAGCUCCGUGCAGCUAACGAGGAGCGUGACAAGCUGCUAAAUGAUGCUAACUACAACAGUCUGCAGAAUGACGAGGCUGUAUCCCGGGCUAGACAAGAGAGGGACGAGGCGAUUGAGAGGAAGAAGGUGGCCGAGGUUGCCCUAGCGAAGACCCGUGUGGAGCUGAUGCAGGCCAACAGUCAGCUGUACGAGGCUGUGCGUCAAAAGAUCGAUCUUGGGCAGCAACUCGAGCAGUGGCAGAUGGACAUGCAAGAGCUGAUUGAUGAGCAGAUGAAGCACAAGCUGACGAGUCAAGAGAAGCGGAGGAAGCUGCCGGAACCCGUCGCGCCGACCAGGACCGCCCGUAUCCUUGGAUUUUUUCAGAGAUGAUCUGUUGUACCCAAUUAUUCAACACACGUGAAGCCAUAGACCUAACUACCAUAUCAAUCUACCUAAUUAUAUCAAAACAAUACGACACACUCUCACUUUCCGCUGCCGUUUUAUAUUUAAUUUUGUACAAAAAGAAUUUUAGGUUAUAUGCCCUCGCGUCCGCCAUCUUGUUCGGCACCGACGCGUUCACAGUUGCAGCGGUUUUCGGGUGCGUUCUAAUUUUAUUUUUAAAACCGUGUGAUGUAAAAACACUUGCAGUGAUAUUUAGUGUCUUUAUUAGAUUGUUAAUUGUAACUAUACGAGUACUUUUGAUUAUUUUACACGUGUAAACUAAGCGAAUUAGUCGGGUUUUUUAUUCUUGAACGAUUUUUAUAGGACAGUCUACUGUUACGUGCUCAAUUUUAAGCAAACCCACCAGUUUUUGUAUUGUAAUACGAAUAUGAACCUGACUACACGCUUAAAACGUAUCAAAAGCAUUACAAAAGGUAUAUACACCUUAGCUAAAAAACACAGGAGAAAUAAAUAAACAUAGGCAUUUUAAAUAUUUGCAAUAUUUUUCAAAAUAUUUUUGGAUUGGUUAGAGAAGACUUGGUACAACAGAUUUUUAUACUAGUAACUAAGUAGCGCUUUUUAGAAGAAUAUCAGUUUAUAUUAAUAUUGUUCGAACGACGUAGAUAUCGACAGAAUCGAAUGGAAUAAGUUUUUCAAGUGUAACUUUGCGUUAAAAUAUAGGUAGUUGCGUUAAAUCUUGGUACUGGGUGCAAUUAGGUCAUGACCUAGUUUUUAUACUGUUUAAAGCACAGUUACACUUGACUAAUAUGCAGGUAAUAUUUGCUUUAAUAUUUACGUAUAUACAAAACACUAAUAAAACACAUCGGAGAGAGUAAUUUUAACAAUUCAGCCAUUUAAAAAUUAUACCAUUUCGGAUACUAACCUUUCCAUUGCUUUAAUAUUGUACAUAAUAUUACAUUCCUUAAAAAGAGAUUAUAUGCAAGCACCUAAAGUAUAGUUUUAGGCAUUUUUAUAGUAUGUAUUUUUCACUAAAGUGAUUUCGUUGCACUACUUACUAAAUUAGAUCUUAAAUGCAAAACUGAUCAUGGAUGUUUCAAGUCUGUGAUCUCUAUGAGAAAAUUAAAACCUCGCUAAGAUACGAAAAAUAAUGUAAUUUUAUAAGCUUUUUAAUAAACAGACGGGCAUUAUUGGUGCUAAAAAAAAUUAGUGGCCAUUUUAUGCCAUCUCUAAAAAAGAGAUACAAACUUUUUUGCAUUUUAAGAAAAAGUAAAUUUAGAAUGGCAUUGAUUUGGCGGGAUUUUAGUUUUCUACAAGCUUCACGUACCACGUUAUGAAAUAGUUGUUUUAAAUAGCCAUAUUAUUAAAAUUACGAUUUUAUCAAAACAAGAACGAAGCAUGAUCUGCGAGAAUUUAGAAUAAAUAGUAAAUUAUAUUCAAGUGUCAACUUGUAAAUUUUUCACGAAUAAUUAUGUAUUUUAUUAAGUGAUAUUACUGUUAGAUAAUGUUUUGCAAUAACUUACUUACGUAAUUUUAUGCUGUGCCUUAUAAAGUACCUGGCCUAGUAAGUGCCUUUAAAAUUGUCAAUUUUAAAGAAAAAUAAGAAUCAAUGAUUUACAACAACGCUCGUAAUGAAGAAACCCCUUUGAUGUGUUACUUCGCUCUAUUUAUGUAAGUACUUAACUUACUUAAAUGUCUAAAAAUAUAUUUUCCUAAGUAAAUCUAAUCGUGCUAGUGAAAACCAAGGUGCCUAACUAGGAAACAAAUAUACAUUAUAAAAUACCUUACAUGUACCUACGGCAGUGACGUCAGAACUGUAGUGCUUAUAAAAUAAUAUCAGACAGGAAACAGUCAAAGUUGGUCAUUUUGUCCGCUUGGGUUUUUUAUUUCUUUUGGCGCCACUAGUAACUAGGUACUGUAGUGUAUUCAUUAUAAUCUGUGGAUUUUAAAUCUAGAGUCCGCGCCACUAAAUAAGUCCUGCGGGUGGGGGCGCUGACGUCACAGUACCUAUCUGCCACAUCUGCAUAGAAUUACCCAUAAUAAAUGAGUGAAGUGAAACCAUCGUCGACUGCGACAUAAAUUGAGGCGAUCUUAAGGAAGAUCUCAAAUUCACCGCAAAAUCGGUAUUCUUCGAAGUCGCCUCCACCUUAGAAUCUCGAGUUUACUCCAGUGAAGUUGAGAAAGGCCUGACGUCAUUAUUUUCGUGUUAUUUUGUUGGCUGUAUGAUUAUGCUCGGCUCCAGUGAGUAAAGUCCUCAAGUUGAGGACGUAUAUAUCAACUUAAAAUACCAAAAUGCCCAGCUGAAGCCGACUCGAGUGGAGUUACCGAGUUAAAAUUUUAAAAUCCGCGGGACUUGUUUCGUGACAUGUAACCCUUAACUGUAACACUUUACCUUACGGUCUUGAUUGUGAGAAUAUUGAUAAACUAUAAAAAGUACAUUCUAAUGAUUCUAAUGGACAUCUGAAUCAAAAUAUGUAAUUAACUAAUUUUAUUGUCACACCUAACGGCACAGUAAAAUGUAAGUACUUAUUUAAUUAUUUCUUAUUUUGUACAUUCAACAUAAAAUACAUUUUGUCUCUAAGCAGACAUUUCGAAAUAUUUUAUUUAAUUUAUUAUUAAGACUGAACUAAUUAUUGAAUUGUAAAAUUAUUAUUGUAAUUCAGACAUUGCAAAAUAAUUGUAAAUUUUUAUUUGAUUCGUAUUGCAAAACUUAAUGGUUGUUUUACAAUAAUAUAUUAUUUUUUUGAAUGCACAAAACAAUAGCGUGGUUGCAGGAGCAAAAUAUUAAGGUUGACUGUAAAAAAAUGGUAGAUAUUGUAUCUUUGGUAAUUCCGGAAAAUGGUAUUAUAUCACAGAUUUUCAUUCCAAAACACUGAGAAAUCUGAUGGUACCUAACUAUGUUUCUUAAAGUCAAAUUCGGAGUGGCAAGUAGGUUCCCGAGUUGAAAACUACUUCAGUGGUAUGGAAAGAACAUUACCUACUUACAUAAGAAAAUAAAUAAAUAAAUAAAUAUUUCAAGUAGGUACACUUACACCAUCAAUGAAAAGACGACGCCCUGGGUAUAGGUUCGGGCCAAAUUGGGCACCUUAAGGCUUGUUGUCUUUAGUUUUUGUACCGGUUGCGAGCCCUAAGCGCUGACCAUCCAACCUUAGAAGGGAAAACCAGCCCAAUACCGGUGGUAAGCUAAGUAGGUUUCCUCGUGAUAUUUUCCUUCACCGCUGAGCACGUGAUAAUUAUUUAUAAUCGAAACAUGAAUUCGAAAACAAAUUCGAAGUUCAUUGGUUUAGGCCCGUGUUGGGAUUCGAACUUCCGACCUCAUAAUGAGAGUCAAGCGUUAUUCCAACUGGACUACCACGGCUGCUGAGGCAAACUGCAAUAAGUGAAGAAAAAAUGUCAUCAAUGGAUUAUGCCACUCGCUUCAAUUUUACCUGAAAUAUUUUGUAUCAUGUAGCCACACUGCCUUAUUUUAUAAUAACUGUGAAAUUAUAAAUGAUCUCGAAUUUGGCAAAUAGCUGAACCGAGAAAUGUAUUAUGUACUUAUCUAUUUACUUAAGCAUAUUUUUUCUUAGUCAUUCCAUAUUAUAUUAUUUCGUUUGUCAUGUUUUCGCAUUACCUAAAUAAAUACAUUAAAGCCCUAUUCUGCCCUAUUUUUCCUUUAAAAAAAAAGUAACAUGAAGAAUGCUACACCGACAAUAAAUUAAUGAUGAUGAUGAAAUAAACGCGCACCCAUAAUCCCUAUUGCGGUAGGCAGAGCAACAAUUCAAACUUUCUUGAUAUAAGCAAAUUAAGUAGGCUCUUGAAGACGGAUAAUGCAAAAAGUAGAUUGACAAGUCAAGUAAACAGGGGAUACAGAGCAUUCUCCACUACGCUGCUCAACUGCGGGUUGGUUGAGUUGAUUUUUCACAAUACAAAAAAAUUAAAUAUGUUAGAAAAAAUCUGUUGCUACAAUACAAUACAAAUAGUUUAUUGUUCAAUAGAACAAUUCGCAGCCUUAUUAUUUAUUGCAGACCGAUACUUGUAAUGCAGAAACUCGACAAACAUUUAACUCAAUUUUAAACCCUAACUACAUAAGAAUACUGUGCAAAUGUACUUAAUAUAAGCAUCUCCCAUAAGUAGGUACUUAAUGUAACUUAAGAUAAGAUCUAAACAUGACUAGCUACUUAAAUCGUUUGUGGAAUUAAUAAAUAAAGCAAGAAUUU
Molecule: messenger RNA, 6202 nt
Organism: Pectinophora gossypiella (pink bollworm)
Lineage: Eukaryota; Metazoa; Arthropoda; Insecta; Lepidoptera; Gelechiidae
Product: bicaudal D-related protein homolog
Exons: 10
Coding region: 258-1994 (578 amino acids)
Source: RefSeq, a predicted model, not a curated record